Puntigrus tetrazona (Sumatra barb) is the source of this 1141-nucleotide messenger RNA. RefSeq names its product SRP receptor subunit beta (gene srprb). Gene Ontology annotation, biological process: intracellular protein transport; vesicle-mediated transport. The coding region runs from base 52 to 852 and encodes 266 amino acids. Gene Ontology annotation, molecular function: GTP binding. Gene Ontology annotation, cellular component: plasma membrane; cytoplasm. The transcript has 7 exons. The record is from RefSeq and is a predicted model, not a curated record. NCBI's taxonomy places the organism in Eukaryota, Metazoa, Chordata, Actinopteri, Cypriniformes, Cyprinidae.
CGUGUCGUUCACUUCCGCUGUCUUCUGCUGCCUUCCCAUGCCUGAUCAAACAUGGACGAGAAGAUUCAUAUAGAUCUGGAGGAUUUCUCCGAGGACCAGUUCAUGGAGCGUUUUAUUAAAGAGAUUCAGAGUGAAGAAGCCGUUUUCAUCCUCGGGAUAUUCGUGGCUUUAGCGCUCGUGGUCCUCACCGUCGUGUUCUUUGGUAAUUUUUGGGGCUCCAGUAAAGCGAGGAACGCUGUGCUGCUCCUGGGACUCUGUGACUCCGGGAAAACCCUUCUGUUCACUCGAUUGUUACUAGGAAGGUUUGUAAGAACUCAGACAUCCAUCACCGAGAGCAGUGCCACGUACAAGAGCAAGCACGACAGAGGCGGCAGCUGGACUCUUAUUGAUGUUCCCGGUCAUGAAAGUUUAAGAGUUCAGAUUGUGGAGAAGUACAAGGCCGUGGCUCGAGCCGUUGUGUUUGUGGUGGACAGCAGCAUCUUCCAGAAGGACGUCAGAGACGUGGCUGAGUUUCUGUACUCUAUCCUCACGGACAGCACUGUGGCCAAAAAUGCCCCGACACUCGUGGUAGCCUGCAACAAACAAGAUAUCACUAUGGCAAAAUCGGCUAAAAUAAUUCAGCAGCAGUUGGAGAAGGAGAUGAACACUCUGAGACUGACGCGUUCUGCAGCUCUCUCCUCUCAGGACGGGGCUGUUGGGGGCUCGGUGUAUCUCGGUAAGAAAGGCAAAGAUUUCGAGUUUUCUCAGCUGUCCAGUCGAGUGGAGUUCGUCGAGUGCAGCGCACGCGGAAACAAAGGAGAAGAUGGAGAUGCUGAUAUCGAUGCUCUGGAGAAGUGCCUGGCCAAGCUCUGAAGAGCUUACAUCUCAACAUCCAGAAAUAAACUAAUUCAUAAAUGUAUGUUUUCCCCCUUUCUUCAGCAUCCAAGAGAACACAGCAUGUCCUCACAGAUACAGCCCAUUGUGUAUUCAACCAGAUCAGUGUAUGUUGUAUGAAUGAAUCUUCUGUUGCCUUGGUGUUUUCACUUCAAUGCUCUUUCCGAGUUGAGCGAGGUCAACAUUUUACUUUUGUUGUAUUUUGUUUUGCUAGAGGCAAGCGUGAGUGUAAAUUAUAUUAAAGAUGGCUUAUGGCUGCUUGUUUUCA